GGCGGGCGGCACUGCGUGGCGGCAGCAGGCACGCACCAGAGAGUGAUGGCCUCCAUGGGGCUGCAGGUGCUGGGCAUCGCCCUCUCCGUCAUCGGCUGGCUGGCCUCCAUCCUCUGCUGUGCGCUGCCCAUGUGGCGGGAGACGGCCUUUGUGGGCAACAACAUCGUGGUGGCGCAGAUCAUCUGGGAAGGGCUGUGGAUGAACUGCGUGGUGCAGAGCACGGGGCAGAUGCAGUGCCGGGUGUACGACUCCCUGCUGGCGCUGCCACAGGACCUGCAGGCUGCCCGCGCGCUGGUGGUGGUGGCCAUCGUGCUGGCCGUGAUGGGCACCCUGCUCGCCAUCGCUGGUGGCAAGUGCACCAACUGCGUGGAGGACGAGACCGCCAAGGCCAAGGUCAUGAUCCUCUCCGGUGUCACCUUCAUCAUCGCCGGCGUGCUGAUCCUCAUCCCCAUCUCCUGGUCAGCCAACUCCAUCAUCCGGGACUUCUACAACCCGCUGGUCGCCGAGUCCCAGAAGCGGGACCUGGGCUCGUCCCUCUACGUGGGCUGGGCGGCCUCCGCGCUGCUGCUGCUGGGGGGGGGCAUCCUGUGCUGCACCUGCCCGCCGCGGGGCGAGAAGCCCUACUCUGCCAAGUACACGGCGUCCCGCUCACUGCCAGCCAGCAACUACGUCUAGGAUCCGCUCCCCGCGCCCUGCAUGUGCCCUGGCGCCUCUCCCACCUGGACCCACCGCCGCCCUGCUGCGCCCACCCAGCCGCCACGGGUGAAUCCUGGGGGGGAUGCCCCCAGGGCACCCCAUGGCCCCACGGGGGGGCAGGGUUGGGGCCAGGUGCCGGGGCGGCACGGAGGGGCCGGUGUGAGGGAGGGUAGACAGAGCCGCCUUUGUUCGCCUGUGGAUUGAAGCUGGUUCUUUAAUCCCGUCCGGGACGGGGAACAAAAUGCUGCUGUCCUGGCUGCCUGCCCCGCUCCCCCCCGCGGCUCAGGGGCACCCGCAGCAUCUCCUUGGUGAAGGAGCCCUGGCUGCCGGUAUCGGGGUGUGCCGUGCCGUGGCACGGCCCUGAGCGCUGCGGGGUGCCCAUCCCGCGGGUGACACACGGCUCCGCACCCUGCGCGGCUCUGGCCAGGAGACUCGCCCAAACGCUGCUGCGAAGGCCGGGAAAACCCCAGGACGUGUCCUUAGGUCACCACAGGACAGCGGGGACAGCAAAUCUGUCCCACGUGGUCAGGGGACGUGGUGGCUCAGCAAACCUCAGCACGGUCUUGAGGGGUGGCUGGGGUGCUCUCACCCCCUGUGCCUUGUAGUUUUACUUUGACCUACUUUCGGCAUUUUUCCGUAGCUCUAUGUGCAUGGAAUUUCUCUCGGCAGCUCCCCGGGGCGCGGGCAUCAUUAUCCUGGGAGUGGGAAGGCAGCGGCCGGGCUGGGAGAACCGGUUGGGGAGGCGGGAGGGGAGCAGGCGGUGCGCGGGGCUCUGCACUGGGCUUCUCAUCCCCGCCGCAGGGCAGGAGCCGGGGUGGCCCGGGGAGGCUCACGGUGCCCCGGGCUGUGGCAGCACCUGUUCCCGUGUCGCAGCCAUCCCAUAUUAAACGGCAGCUGCUCGGA
Oxyura jamaicensis (ruddy duck) is the source of this 1599-nucleotide messenger RNA. RefSeq names its product claudin-4-like. Gene Ontology annotation, biological process: cell adhesion; bicellular tight junction assembly. Gene Ontology annotation, cellular component: bicellular tight junction; plasma membrane. Gene Ontology annotation, molecular function: structural molecule activity. The transcript has a single exon. The record is from RefSeq and is a predicted model, not a curated record. NCBI's taxonomy places the organism in Eukaryota, Metazoa, Chordata, Aves, Anseriformes, Anatidae. Bases 46 to 675 code for a protein of 209 amino acids.